Microstroma glucosiphilum is the source of this 2233-nucleotide messenger RNA. Its product is annotated as RCC1/BLIP-II. Gene Ontology annotation, cellular component: cytoplasm. The coding region runs from base 138 to 2075 and encodes 645 amino acids. Gene Ontology annotation, molecular function: guanyl-nucleotide exchange factor activity; protein binding. The record is from RefSeq and is a predicted model, not a curated record. The transcript is spliced from 4 exons. Lineage: Eukaryota; Fungi; Basidiomycota; Exobasidiomycetes; Microstromatales; Microstromataceae.
ACGCGACCUUGGCACGACUGAGCAGGGCGGCCUUCUACAGCUCUCGUUGCGAUCAUCGUCUACGUCUCCUUGAACAGCACUGCACUCUUCCAUGGACAAUUCGCACAUCACAUAGACAUCGUCUCGCAUCUGCCGCGAUGUCUGCGCCGCCCCUCCGCCUUCUCGACCUGCCCUACGAUGUCCUGUUGCACAGCCUCCUACCUCUCCUUGCGGCUCAAGACCUGGCCAAGCUACGUCUAGUCAACAAAGAGGUCAAGUCGCUGGUAGAUGAUGAGCAUAUAUGGAAGGGCAUGAUCCAGCAGGAUUUCAACUUCCCUGCUCACGCCAGCAGCCGGCGAUCUGGCUGGCAGACCCUAUACCGCGGUUUGUCUAGGCCUACCGUCUUCGUGUGGGGACAAUACAGCAACGCUCGGCUAGGAAUUCCACCAGAAGAGCUAAAAGAUGAGCUUCAACAGUUCAUCAGCAGAUAUGGCGGCGCGACCUUCCCUCUGAAGCUACCCUACAAUCUGCAGGCACAGGAAGCAGGGCCGCCAGUGGAGAUUGUAGCAGGAGGCUGGAGCUUCCACUGCCUCACCGCAAAGGGGGAGAUUCUGUUUCAUGGUCAGCUUGAUGGCUUUCAGUAUGGAGUGGAGCUGUCGUCUCCAGGCUGCAAAGUCUCGCCUCCCCGGGUCCUGAAGCGAGCGACUAAAGAUCCUGUAAAGGCUCUCUCUUGCGGCCGAGCCCAUGGCGUUGCUCUCACAUCUCAGCAAGACAUACUCGAGUGGCACAAUUGGAGCUUGGCGGUGAAGCACGAGCGACUCAUACAAUUAGCGAGUCAGUAUCCCACCCGGAUCGUACAGCUCGAAGCCGGCUGGGAUUGUACCGCGGUCCUGCUGCACUCUCUAGACGCAGAGUCAGUGAAGUCUUCCGAAGUGGUCUGGUGGUAUACCCAGUCGGUCGACAGCGAUAGACUAGCGCAGGAUGGGCGUGAUGGAGAGAACACCACUUGGAGUGGCGUCCAUCGCUCUACACUUCCGCCUCUGCCAGAGGUCUCAGAGGAGGUGGCCGUCGAACUGGAUGAGAUGGACCACAAGAACCACUCAUUGAUUGUCCGUCUCGCAGCUGGAGAGAGCUGGAUCGUCGCCCUUACUGCAUCAGGACUACUUUACAGGAUCGAGCUACGACCCGAGCACCCGAACCAAAAGCAAGAAUGGAUCCUCCUUGAUAAUUUCUGCCUGCCGUCAAAGCUUGCGCAGCUGGACCAUUUUGCAAAGGGUCCAGGGAGCAGCAAAGGGCUGAUCGACAGCAAUCUCAGGAUCACGCACAUCAACGCACAGUUCCGCAACUUCGCCGCUUACACUCCUUCGUCAAAUGCAGAAGGCGGCAUUGUGCUUCUAGGCAACAGCGACAGUGGUGAAGGGUCGCAGCCAAUCAUCAAGCCUGAGCUUCAAGGCGCAGGAGUGAUCAAAGUCUCAAUGGGAGACUGGCACUUUGGAGCGUUGACCACAUCAGGUGAAGUCAUGACCUGGGGCCAAUGGUCAGCCGGCGCCCUAGGUACUUGGGACUCCCUGCAACCAGAUGCUCCCUCACCUCAAGCAGCGCAGGCAGCUCCCACGUUCAGGGGGCGCGGAACAGGACGAGGGCCGGGUCCUGUCGUACCUCGCAUCAACCCCUCGGAGGAUGCACCGCAUCUUCCUGAACCACUUGGUCACAACCCCUUGCCACGCAUCCGAUUGGGCUUAGCUGCUGCUCGUGGAGGAUUCAGAAAUGGCGUGAGGCAACACGUCCACAGUCCGACGCCUACGCAACCUAAUGUGCCGCUCACAAGGGCCUCAGCAGCGUUAGCAAGGAGGUCUGAUCCGUGGGCAAACCGCCUCAAACCUCGCAGAGUACCCCGAUCGAUCGAGGAGCCCACUAUUGUGCGAUUUGACCCCGCGAAGCCGGACAAGGACUUUGUCUUUGACAUUGCGUUUGCUGGCUGGCACUCGGCAGCCAUUGCCAUUCCGGCCGGCCUUGUCAGGGGCACAGGUUCAGCUGAAGGCGACUGCGAGGGCGGGAGCGUGCACGAAGAAGAGGAUGAGGACGAGGUACGUUGAGCAUGUCUGCAGAGUCGACGACGACGAUAGAUUCCUUCCAAAAGGGCUCCCCUACCCUUCCGGCCUCCUCAUCCUUCGGCAUCUUCUCCUCUACAACACCCGCUCCGCGCAGGCGCCAACUCAACGGCUACACAUUCGAUGCUGAUCCGCGCAUACUC